UAGGGGAAAUAAAAAUGAUGAGGAAUCUGUGGUACACACAAAGAAAAAAAUUAAAUACAAUUCAGAAAAGUCGACCAGAAAUAUUGAAAUGGGUUGGCUACAUGAAGAUGGAAACAAAAUUGUGCAAGUACGUAGCAAAAAAGGGGGAGGAACUAGGAAACUGACAGUGGAGAAAUCUGCGAUGAAACAAGAACUGAUUGAAGCUGCGCAAAAAGUGUUUUUCCCUAACGGUUUCUCACCCAAAGGAAACAUCGAGGAUUUCGAUUUUGACUUGCUAGACUUCAAACACAAUGAAUAUCCACCAGAUAUAUCUAUUUCUCAGAUUUUGAAUAGUACUAAAGUAAAAGUUCUUCGAUUUUAUUUAAAAUCUGAGCGAAAAAACAUAAAUGCCGCAGAAAAAGACGUCAUCGAACAGUCAACUGCAGAGGCCUCAGAAGUAGUGGUGGCAGCUGAAACUGCCCGAUUUUAUUCAAAUUUUCUAGAUGAAGAUCUUGACAUACUACAAGAGGAUGCCAUUACCACAAAUGAUGUGGUUAUAUUUGAUUUGGAGUCUGCUUCGGAGCCAGGUUUGCAGGAAUUAUUUAAUAAUCCACAUUUUGACAUACAUCCAAAUGAACGAUUCUUAGAAACAACUACAAUGUCAGCACAAUUGCCUGCUAUUCAGAGUACUUCUACCAGUGUACAGAAUUAUACUACAAAUGUUCUUGAUAGAAACCGUCCAAACCUUGAAGAUCUAAAUGCAGAAAACCAAUUUCAGCAAACAGAUAAUAUUCAAACGUUAACACUACACAGAGGCAAAAUAUUUGAGGAACUGAUAGAAGCUUUUCAGAAGCACACGUUUCAUUAUUCUUGUGCUCUAAAAAUUGAAAUGAUUCUUCCAAACGGAGAAACAGAAUACGCAGAGGAUGUUGGAGGAGUUUUCCGAGAUACACUUUCAGAAUUUUGGUCCAGUUUUUAUGAGAAGUGUUCUGUAGGAACCAAUCUGAAAAUUCCGUAUUUGCGACACGAUUUUAAUGAAACUCAGUGGAAAGCGAUUGCAAGUAUAUUCUUAAAAGGUUUUACUACAGAAAGUUAUAUUCCAAUAAAAAUAGCUCCUGUUUUUAUUCUGAGUUGUUUGGGAUGUGCGAUACAAGAUGAAGAUCUAAUACAAAAUUUCUUGCAUUUUGUUUGCGAAUCUGAAAGGGAAAUUCUCCGGCAAGCAUUGUUGGACUUCGAUAAUGUGGACAGUGAUGAACUCUUAGACAUUUUCUCCAAUUAUGAUGCAAAAUGGAUUCCCACAAAAACCAAUAUUAAUUUAUUCUUAAGGGACAUUGCCCACAAAGAGCUCAUUCAAAAGCCCGCUUUUGUUAUUAAAUGCUUCGGACAAGUAUUCCAAACGCACAGUAGGAUUAGCACCUCUGAAAUUAUGGCUCUAUUUAACAACAUAAAACCAUCCUCAAAAAACUGUUUGGCAAAAAUUCAUUUACAAAAUGCAAACGAAACUACGCCACAAAUAACAGAAAUAUAUGGAUAUUUGAAAAAAUUUAUAAAAGAAGUUGAUGAUAGUACACGUUCGGCCUUUUUCAGAUUUUGUACCGGGUCUGAUUUACCUACAAGAGACAUUUAUGUAUCAAUUAUUAACACAACUGGCUUUGGGCGGGUUCCAAUAGGGCAUACAUGUUCUGGGUUGUUAGAAUUGCCCUCAAGUUACGAAAAUUUUGUAGUUUUUAGAAGUGAGAUGACAAAUAUCCUGCAAUCAAAUGUAUGGGUAAUGGAUAUUGUUUAAUAAAAAUAUAUAGGUAUAUGACUGUUCAUAUUUAUACCUACAUAUGUCUUAGCAAUAGGUAGGUAUAAUAUGUAUUAUUUUAUUUUUUGUUGCAAUUUUUAUUUUGUAUUGUUGUAAUACAUACCUACCUACAAAAUAUGUUUGACGAGUACUACUUCAAUCACAAAUUAUAGGUAUUCCAUGUAGCAAUGUAUCAUACAUUUCCGUUUCUAUUUUUGUGUCAUAUUUAUUUAUUAUGUUUACAAAAUUAUGUAACCUACCUAGUUUUUCGUUUUCUGUUUUGAGUUUUAAGUUUCUCUUAUUUGUGACAGAUGCCUAAAUGUUGUGCCUUAAAAUAA
This is a messenger RNA of Photinus pyralis (common eastern firefly), 2103 nucleotides long. RefSeq lists its product as uncharacterized. Gene Ontology annotation, molecular function: ubiquitin-protein transferase activity. The record is from RefSeq and is a predicted model, not a curated record. Lineage: Eukaryota; Metazoa; Arthropoda; Insecta; Coleoptera; Lampyridae. Bases 89 to 1765 code for a protein of 558 amino acids. The transcript has 3 exons.